Lagopus leucura (white-tailed ptarmigan) is the source of this 2406-nucleotide messenger RNA. It is a transcript of the gene PKM, whose product is annotated as pyruvate kinase M1/2. The transcript is spliced from 11 exons. The record is from RefSeq and is a predicted model, not a curated record. Gene Ontology annotation, cellular component: cytoplasm. Gene Ontology annotation, molecular function: magnesium ion binding; pyruvate kinase activity; potassium ion binding. The coding region runs from base 125 to 1717 and encodes 530 amino acids. Lineage: Eukaryota; Metazoa; Chordata; Aves; Galliformes; Phasianidae. Gene Ontology annotation, biological process: glycolytic process; cellular response to insulin stimulus.
GGCGGCGCUUCGGCCGGGAUCACCUUGGCGGCGCGGCGGGGAGGCGUGCAGAGCGGCGGCGGCGCUUAGGCAGGACGGUCUCGGAGGCGGAAGCAGCACUAGGAGACACCGAACUCCAGUAACCAUGUCGAAGCACCACGAUGCAGGGACCGCUUUCAUCCAGACCCAGCAGCUGCACGCUGCCAUGGCAGACACCUUUCUGGAGCACAUGUGCCGCCUGGACAUUGACUCUGAGCUGACCACUGCCAGAAACACCGGCAUCAUCUGCACCAUCGGCCCAGCCUCCCGCACUGUGGACAAGCUGAAGGAAAUGAUUAAAUCUGGAAUGAAUGUUGCCCGCCUCAACUUCUCGCAUGGCACCCAUGAGUAUCAUGAGGGCACAAUUAAGAACGUGCGAGAGGCUACAGAGAGCUUUGCCUCUGACCCAAUCACAUACAGACCUGUGGCUAUUGCACUGGACACCAAGGGACCUGAAAUCCGAACUGGACUCAUCAAGGGAAGUGGCACAGCAGAGGUGGAGCUCAAGAAGGGCGCAGCUCUCAAAGUGACCCUGGACAAUGCCUUCAUGGAGAACUGUGAUGAGCACGUCCUGUGGUUGGACUACAAGAACCUCAUCAAAGUUGUAGAUGUGGGCAGCAAAAUCUAUGUGGAUGAUGGUCUCAUUUCCCUGCUGGUUAAGGAGAAAGGCAAGGACUUUGUCAUGACUGAGGUUGAAAAUGGUGGCAUGCUUGGUAGCAAGAAGGGAGUGAACCUCCCUGGUGCUGCGGUUGACCUGCCUGCGGUCUCAGAGAAGGACAUUCAGGACCUGAAAUUUGGUGUGGAGCAGAACGUGGACAUGGUGUUUGCUUCCUUCAUCCGCAAAGCUGCUGAUGUCCACGCUGUCAGGAAGGUGCUAGGGGAAAAGGGAAAGCACAUCAAGAUCAUCAGCAAGAUUGAGAAUCACGAGGGUGUGCGCAGGUUUGAUGAGAUCAUGGAGGCCAGCGAUGGUAUUAUGGUGGCCCGUGGUGACCUGGGUAUUGAGAUCCCUGCUGAAAAAGUCUUCCUUGCACAGAAGAUGAUGAUUGGGCGCUGCAACAGGGCUGGCAAACCCAUCAUCUGUGCCACUCAGAUGUUGGAAAGCAUGAUCAAGAAGCCUCGCCCAACCCGUGCUGAGGGCAGUGAUGUUGCCAAUGCAGUUCUGGAUGGAGCGGACUGCAUCAUGCUGUCUGGGGAGACCGCCAAGGGAGACUACCCGCUGGAGGCUGUGCGCAUGCAGCACGCUAUUGCUCGUGAGGCUGAGGCCGCAAUGUUCCAUCGUCUUCAUUUUGAAGAAAUCUUACGCCACAGUGUACAUCACAGGGAGCCUGCUGAUGCCAUGGCAGCAGGCGCGGUGGAGGCCUCUUUUAAAUGCUUUGCAGCAGCUCUGAUAGUUAUGACCGAGUCCGGCAGGUCUGCACACCUGGUGUCCCGGUACCGCCCGCGGGCUCCUAUCAUCGCUGUCACCCGCAAUGACCAAACAGCACGCCAGGCACACCUGUACCGUGGCAUCUUCCCCGUGCUGUGCAAGCAGCCGGCCCACGAUGCCUGGGCGGAGGAUGUGGAUCUCCGUGUGAACCUGGGCAUGAAUGUCGGCAAAGCCCGUGGAUUCUUCAAGACUGGGGACCUGGUGAUCGUGCUGACAGGCUGGCGCCCUGGCUCCGGCUACACCAACACCAUGCGGGUGGUGCCCGUGCCAUGAGCUGCCGGCACCUCCCCUCUUCCACCCCCGCGCCCUUCCCCAUGCAUUAGGCCUGCAGUCGCUUGCGAUGUUCUCCUCGUCCUUAGCGUGGAUUUAGGUUGCUCAACACCACCGAGUGCAGCAGCGGGGGAAGAGACCUUAAAUCACUCAGAAUACUUGAAGUGUGUAGUGUUUCCAGACCUCUCUGCCUGUAGUUAGCCAUGUCACAGUGGGGCUCUGCGCUCCCCGUGUCCCCCUAGCUUAGCACUGUCCUCAGGGUGUGGCUGAUGCCUCUCCUUGCCCCGGCUGUGGGGUGAUGGGGAAGGAGUAGGCAUUCGUGGUAAACGGUUCUGCUGCUGCACACCGCAGCUCCCCCAGGUUGGUGCCCUCUGUCCCCGAGGGGUUAUGGGUUGUCCCCUCUGGGCUUACACUCCAAAGGUGUGCUCCGCGGUUCCUACUAGAAACCCAAACCAGAGUGCUGCUCGUUGUGCCCCUGGGUGCAGGUGGAGUCCUGCUGGUUGUUGGGGUGCAGGAUGGGUGGGGGACGCACGCUUCAUCUCUAUGCAGCCACCUGCCCUUAUAUGGUGUCUGUCUGUGUUGUCGCCUUUCCUGAGAGCGUUCCCUCUGUCUGGGCGCCCUGUUUGCUCCGGUGGGUGUACGGGGUUGUGGAGCACCACUGUGCACGUUAAUAAAGAGCUGAGCACCCCUGC